UCAAUAAAUUCCGCGGUCACACUGCUCUACAGUGGAAAUUGUGUCGAAAAUAUUGUUUUUUUUUUUAUUGCAAUUUAUACGCCAAUAUCAACGUCGGAGUUAUGUCCGGAACGCCGUUGCAUGCGACCAACCUGUCGUGCGGCCACACGUUUGGCAUCCGUUAUUAAUUCAAUCAGCCGCAGCCGAGCCGUAGCCGCAACAGCUGAGAGCAGCAGCAGUAGCCGCAGCCGCAGCCGCAACCAGCAGAGACCAAAUAUCGCAACUAGUGAGAGAGAGACAGACAUCCAGAGCAAGCGUCACAGAGAGAGCUAGAUAGAGAGCGGAGUCAAAGUCAAAGCGGGAGAGAGUGCUGUGCUUCUUACACGAAAGCUAAGCGAAGUAGCGUUCUCCCCACCGCUCACCGCUCUACACACCGUCGUAUACGAUAUACGGCACACAACAACAACUACGGACAACGGUAAUUAAAAGGAAAUUUAACAGCGGAGCGAGCAGUCACCGCCGCCGGUCCUACAGAUUCAUUCCUACAGCGCUCUGCUCCUCCGCGUCCGCGUCCGUAUCUUCGCUUGUUCAUUCAUUCGUUCGCUCGCUCGUUCGUUCGUAUAAAAAUAGCAACGCCUUAAACGAUCUCAUCAACAUCAUCAGCCACAGCAUCGAGCAUCGAGCAUCAAGCACCAGCAUCGGGACCCAUCCGUAGCUGUAUCAGCAUACGACGGAGCAGCAUACUUCCGCUUGAGGAUCACCGCUUGAGAGUAAGCGAGGAGGCAGGUCAGAGGCCGACAAAACACCGACAAAAUUUCACUGGAUCUAAUGGCCAAGGAUGAGGAGGAUGAUCUGCUGCCCGACAAGGAUGCAGCCAAAGGCUUCUAUGCCAAAUAUGAGCCCAAAGAGAUCCUGGGCAGGGGCAUCAGUUCCACGGUGCGCCGUUGCAUUGAGAAGGAGACGGGCAAAGAGUUUGCGGCGAAGAUCAUAGACCUGGGCGCCACAACUGAGGCGGGUGAAACGAAUCCAUAUCAUAUGCUCGAAGCAACCCGACAGGAAAUCUCAAUAUUGCGCCAGGUCAUGGGACAUCCCUACAUAAUCGAUCUGCAGGACGUGUUUGAGUCAGAUGCAUUUGUUUUCCUCGUAUUUGAGCUGUGCCCCAAAGGCGAGCUCUUUGACUAUCUGACCUCGGUGGUGACGCUCUCCGAGAAGAAGACGCGCACCAUUAUGCGACAGAUAUUCGAGGGCGUUGAAUACAUCCAUGCCAAGAGCAUUGUGCAUCGCGACCUCAAGCCGGAGAACAUUCUGCUAGACGAGAAUCACAAUGUGAAGAUCACGGACUUUGGCUUCGCCCGACAGCUGCAGGAGGGCGAGAAACUUACAGAUCUGUGCGGCACGCCUGGCUACCUGGCACCGGAGACGCUCAAGUGCAACAUGUUCGAGGGCUCUCCCGGAUAUUCCCAGGAAGUGGACAUUUGGGCCUGUGGCGUGAUCAUGUUUACGCUGCUCGUCGGCUGUCCACCCUUCUGGCACCGCAAACAGAUGGUGAUGCUGCGCAACAUAAUGGAGGGAAAAUACAGCUUCACUUCGCCGGAGUGGGCCGAUAUUUCGGAGGAUCCCAAAGAUCUGAUACGCAAAUGUCUAGUCGUUGAUCCUGCGCAACGUAUCACCGUCACGGAAGUAUUAAGACAUCCAUUCUUUAACCAAAUGCUGUUCGAGCAAAACAUUGAUGGCCUCAAGCGCAGCCUGUCGACCAAGUCCAGAAGAAUGAGUCGCAUCACCGAAAUUGCACUGGUUCUGAUGGGUGAUCUGACCACGGCGCGACCAUCGCCCACGUCUGCCUAUGCCCCGGGCAGAUACCAGAAUAGUGCUGCUUCUGCAGCGUCUGCCAGCGUCAGUGGCAACAAUGACAAUGCCGCUCCCGCUGCGUUCCGCUAUGACCGAAUCAAUAGCAAUGGUGGCGGUGGCGGCGGCCCCAAUCCCUGCGGCUCCUCCUACCUCUACUACAGUGCGCCCCAGAGCUCGUAUUCAUCGAAUCGAUUGAGGGAUGUGCUGCCGCCCCCCGACCUGGAUGACCCCACCUCGCCGUGUACCUCUGCGAACAGUUACAAGACCCUAACGGCAACGGUCUACUAUCAGCAGCAGCCGCAGCAACAGCAGCAGCACCAACAGCAGCACUACCAGCAGCAGCAUCAGCAGACGGCGCGGGCAAAUGCCGGCAAUAAUUAUGAAAGUGCCGCGCAGCAGCAGCAUUUAUUGCAUGCACAAGUGCAGCUUCGCAAACAGAGCCGCUUCAAUGCGCGCAAAAAGUUCCAAUUCGCCAUAUUAGUGAUACGCGCUGUCAUUAGGAUACGCCGACUGCGGUUCACCGCCGAGCCGCUGCACGUUGAGGAGGCCAUACGCGAUCCCUAUCGCGUCAAGGUGCUGCGCAAGGUUAUCGAUGGGUGCGCCUUCCGUGUUUACGGUCAUUGGGUUAAGAAGGGCGAGGGCCAGAACCGCGCCGCUCUCUUUGAGAAUACUCCGCGCACCGAGCUGCACGCACUCUACAUCAACAAUCUCAGUCGAUAGAAGGAGCAGGAUGAGGAGGAGGAGGAGGAGCCAGUUCAUCCAGCCAAUUGUCAACCCAACACAAAAUCCCCAAACAAAACGCCAUUCGCCAGCAGCCGCCUUUACACCUGCAGUUUGCUCUAACCCAUCCAUCAAUCGGGGCAACACACAUAUCUCGCGGAACAUCACGUCUGUUCCACCCCACGGUGCGGUGGGACGGAGGGAGGGAGAGGAGCAAACGCCUUUAUCUAUAUAGACAUACAUAUAUUAUACACAAAUAGGUAUACAUAUAUACACAUAUAGAUUCAUUCAAAUGUGGAUUCCAAUCUUAUUUAUUUCUGUGAGCAAAAACCAAAUUGCACUUACAACUUUUUGUACAUUUUUUAACGAUAUUUACGCUACAAAAACAACAACAACAACAAAACCCCUUAUGUUUCCCCCAAACACCAACAGCAGCAAGAAGAUGAAGAAUAAAUUUUGAUGUGAGAAACAAAGUUUCCCCCAAAAACCAAA
Molecule: messenger RNA, 3039 nt
Organism: Drosophila guanche
Lineage: Eukaryota; Metazoa; Arthropoda; Insecta; Diptera; Drosophilidae
Gene: PhKgamma
Product: phosphorylase b kinase gamma catalytic chain, skeletal muscle/heart isoform
Exons: 13
Coding region: 808-2547 (579 amino acids)
Biological process (GO): glycogen biosynthetic process; mitotic DNA damage checkpoint signaling; protein phosphorylation
Cellular component (GO): nucleus; cytoplasm; phosphorylase kinase complex
Molecular function (GO): calmodulin binding; phosphorylase kinase activity; ATP binding
Source: RefSeq, a predicted model, not a curated record